Messenger RNA from Bursaphelenchus okinawaensis, 968 nucleotides. The record is from the annotation of a GenBank genome assembly. Lineage: Eukaryota; Metazoa; Nematoda; Chromadorea; Rhabditida; Aphelenchoididae.
AUGGUAAAGAAAGUGAAUGUAAGUCAAUAAAACCCGCUUAAAAUACACUUUCUAAUAUUUUAGAAGAAAAAGCCAACGAAUGCGGACCAAUUACGAGAAUUUACAGCCCAAUUCUCGGAUGUAACAGCUUUAAUUCGGCCGGAUUUAGCCAAGAUUCAGGAGUUGGACAAGGAAUGUGAAGUUCGACAACGUUUUGUGGAGAAUUUGACCGGUCCCAUACUUCAGACGUUUCAGUCCACUCGGAAAGAUGUUAGAGCGAAGAGAUUUAAGGCUUUAAAGGUUUGUAAUUUUGGUUUAUUAUCAGUGUUUAGAGCGCUUUGGCAAAAUUGGAACAGCUUUCCACGGAGAAGGUAAAAUUGGCCAUGAAGAACUACGAAACGUUGGAUAACUAUGUUGAUGAGCUUGACACCAAGUAUGCGAGUAUUGGUAAGGAUUUUUGAAGGUUUAACGAUGAUGAUUUUACUGAAAACACAAUUUUAAACAAGAAAUGGCAGUAAAAGCAAGGAUUUUCUUGAUGUUUAUGUGAUAACUUUUUGACCUUGUUUGAUAAAAACGUGAAAGUUGGUGUGAUUGUUGGCUGUUCUUUUACCUAUCUAACCACAUUAACAAGAUUUUUUAAAAUCCGCAAAUUUUAAAGUUACAGUAAUUUAACCAUGACCCUACCAUCAUAAUUUUCAGUAGCCGAAACCUCCGCCCAAUCAACAUCCAGCCAAAAAUCGACAAAACAGAAGAAUUCGACCAAGAAAGUGGAAGAAGUGAAGCAAGAAAAGUUCGAUCCAACCACAGUGGUCGACAUGCCGGUCGAUCCGAACGAGCCAACCUAUUGUCUAUGUAAUCGCGUAUCAUUUGGGCAGAUGGUAAUGUGCGACAACAAAACCUGCCUAACCGAAUGGUUCCAUUUCGAUUGUGUUGGAUUGACCGCCCCACCUAAAGGCAAAUGGUAUUGUCCUAUCUGCAAAGAGCGAUAA